Penicillium oxalicum is the source of this 687-nucleotide messenger RNA. RefSeq lists its product as uncharacterized. Bases 1 to 687 code for a protein of 228 amino acids. Gene Ontology annotation, molecular function: (3R)-hydroxyacyl-[acyl-carrier-protein] dehydratase activity. The record is from RefSeq and is a predicted model, not a curated record. Gene Ontology annotation, cellular component: mitochondrion. NCBI's taxonomy places the organism in Eukaryota, Fungi, Ascomycota, Eurotiomycetes, Eurotiales, Aspergillaceae. The transcript has 3 exons.
AUGGUACAGACAUUCUCCACACGCCAGGCGACCCGUUUCAUCGACGCCUUUGGGCAGGUGGGAAUCUGCGAUUUCCUGGUCCGAGUCUCCUUCUGGAUGGACAACGAGCUGCGCGUAGGCGCGGUCGCCGAGGGUGAAGAUCAGCAAUUGACUCGGGAUCGAAUAUGGGCUGAGGACGAGGCUCUCGCGGGUGAGGCAUCGGUCAUUGAGAAUCGGGAUUUAAUUUUCAUGCGCACAAAGAGCACGACUGAGCUUGAGGCGGAUCAGUCGUUGUUUGAUGCACCUGGUCGUUUUGUGAAAGCUCCAUCGGAUGCGACGUUUCGUCAUUCAAUCCUCCCCAACAAAUCCCUUCUUUUCCGUUUCUCAGCGCUCACUUUCAAUGCGCAUUCAAUCCAUCUGGAUCGGCAAUACACGCAAAAGGAAGAAGGGUAUCGUGAUCUUUUAGUCCAUGGGCCACUGACCUUGACGCUUCUCUUAAGCGUUCUUGGGCGCCAUUUCAAGGAUCUGGGGCUACGGGUAGAGAGUAUCGACUACAAAAAUCUUGCGCCUCUCUUCGUAGACGAAGCCAUGACAGUUUGCGCAAAGCCGAAACUUAGUGGGACUUGGGAUGUUUGGAUUGAGGGGCCUGGGGGUAGUCUCGCUGUACGGGCCUCAGUGAAGAGUAGCAAUGCACAAGAUGCAAUCUAA